AUGGAGAAACCAUCCGAAUUUUUCUUGGAUAGAAGGAAAUCAUCAAGAGCACCACCUAAGGGCGAACCAUCAGCAAAGGAAUGGACUGCCGCCUGUAUUUCAACAAACCAUCAGCAACAUCAACAACCCUUUAAUAAAGGAGGACAGGCGUCGAGCUCAGGAUCUCCGCUUGAGAACCUAUUGAAGGAAUACAUAGCCCAAAAUGACGCAUUGCUGAAAAGCCAGGUGUCAUCUAUCAGAAACCUGGAAAUUCAGGAAGAAAGAACGCCCGAGACUACAAGCCAUUCAGAACCUAGUACAUCUAACGCAGGAAAACUUGAGGUGACUUUGAACGCACCAUUCCCUAGGCGUCUGAUGAAGAAGAAUGAUGAACAGCAAUUCAAGCGCUUUCUUGAGCUCCUGAAGCAGCUGCAUAUCAAUAUUCCACUUAUAGAGGCUUUGGAGCAGAUGCCAACAUAUGUCAAAUUUUUUAAGGACAUUUUGACGAAGAAGAGAAGAGUCAGUGAGAAGGAAGUAAUAGCGCUAACGCAGGAGUGUAACGCGUUAGUAAGCAACAGUCUACUAAAGAAGCAGAAGGACACUGGGAGCUUCACAGUUCCUUGUUCGAUAGGAGGAUUGGAUGUGGGUCAUGCAUUGUGCGAUCUAGAAGCCAACAUUAAUCUCAUGCCACUUUCAAUUUUUAAGAAAUUGGGGAUUGGCGAAGCACAACCUACUUCUGUUACUCUUCAGUUCACUGACAGAACAAUUAAGUACCCAAAAGGGAAAAUUGAAGACGUUCUGGUGAAGGUUGACAAUUUCAUAUUCUCAGCAGACGUUCUGGAGGUACCAAUUAUCCUUGGACGCCCCUUCUUAGCUACUGAGAAAGUUUUAAUUGACGUGCAUAAAGGCGAAUUAACUAUGCACGUGGACAAUGAAGAGGUGAAUAUUGAGUUGCCUGAAGAAGAGACUCAUGUAUGUGAGGUCCUCGCAUUGGAGGAAAGCCUGGAAGAAUCAGAGCCGCCAAGUCUGAGUGAACGACGGACAAAACCAAUGCGUCCUUCACUUGAAGAACCACCAGAACUUGAGUUGAAACAGUUACCUGGACACUUGAAAUAUGCAUUCCUUGGAACCAACAACACUUUACCUGUGAUCAUUUCCGCAAACCUUACAGAGCCUAAUGAGCAAUCUCUCUUGUAG
Molecule: messenger RNA, 1176 nt
Organism: Benincasa hispida (wax gourd)
Lineage: Eukaryota; Viridiplantae; Streptophyta; Magnoliopsida; Cucurbitales; Cucurbitaceae
Source: RefSeq, a predicted model, not a curated record